UGUCAUAUCUACCUUUGGUGUAGCCUAUGUUUUAGCUCCUGCGCAUUUUCACCACUUCAGUCCGCGUUUAACAUGGUGUCAGCAGGUUAAAUGUCAGUCGGCAUGAAGCUGGCAGAUGGCGUGGCACUGGACGGCUGACCCGCAUUUGCUGUUCGUCAUCGCGCCUCUUCUUUUUUUUCUUUCUUCCGAGCGUCCUCCUGCGUGUGCAUAAAUGCGACGGCCUGAUUUCAUAACGCCGCGGUGAGGAAGAGAGGAACGAGGCUCCGAGAAACGGCUGAACAUCAGAGCCCUGUGCAGAGCAAGCGGCUGCAGCAGAGCCAUCUCUCCCCGCUGCACGUCGGUGCCACGCAGAGGAUGCUCUAGAGGAGAUGCGCCAUAGCGGAGGCUGCUGAUGCUGCGGUUCUUUGCGUCUUGAGCAUCAUCGCCGCGACGGCCAAAGAGAGAGGCGAGGCGGCGAAGAGGAGGGGGUGGGGGGGGGGGGGGUCGAUCUCCGGAGCCACUAAGGGACUCGGUAGACAGGACGGCGGAGGAUGGAGUUCAAGCAUCUGGUGGAGGCGGCGGAGAAGUGGUGCUCCGGGAACCCGUUCGACUUGAUCUUCGCCGAGGAGAACGACGAGAGGCGGCUUGACUUUUACGCAGAGCCCGGCGUCUCUUUCUACGUGCUGUGUCCCGGCGGCACCGACAGCUUUCAUGUUUGGAGUGAGAGCGAGGACUGCCUUCCUUUUCUGCAGCUGGCCCAGGACUACAUCUCCUCCUGCGGGAAAAAGACUCUACUGGAGGUGUUGGAGAAGGUCUUCACGUCCUUCAGGCCUCUCCUAGGUCUUCCAGACAUUGAAGACGACAGCUUCGAGCACUACCACGCUGACAUGGAGGGGGAGCCUGGGCCCGACCACCAGCAGAUGGGGGUCAGCCAGCAGUGAUGAUCCGCCGAGAGGACGCCCAAGCCUGGGCUGAGCUGCUGUGGAAGACUUGGGCCUUGAUACCUUAGCUCACUUAACAGCGCACACUCUUGCAAACUUAUAGUUGACAUGCUGAAAUAUCACCACCUUGUUCUUGAAUGUUUCAGUGGCUUUGCUUUCCAAAGAGUGCACCUUGUUGAACCCUCCCCCUCCCUCCUUUUUAUCAAAGACACACAGACACACACCUAUUCAAAUUUACAUUUCCACACGUAUAUUGGGACUUUGUAUUGACUUCUAUUCAUUGUAGUAAUAGCCUUUCUGCCUAACACCAACACUAACUCUUACCUUUACCAGUAUAUUCCUAGAGCUGAGCUUAACCAAAGCUAAAUUCACACCAGACCUCUGAACAUAACACCCUAAUUCCUAAAAAGUAGCGUUCGCCGAAUUAGGUCCCUGUAAGGCCCGUCGGUCUUCAAAAGGCUGGUGAAUACAACAGACAAGGUCUUGAUAAGACAACAAAAACAAGUACACACACACACACACACACACACACACACACACACACACACUACACUCAUACUUUGGGGCUACGUGAGCUGUGGCCAUGUACAAGGCGAUAAGUGUUAUAAUCAUCCACCAUCCGGUUAGUUAAAGUUCCACAGCAAUAUUACAUCGGCUUCGUUAUGCAGAAACACAUCCAGAUGUUAAGGCAAUACGCAACUCCCCCCGCCCCCCCCUCCCCCAACCCUCCGUGGAGAUGAAUGUGGCAGAUUGCUUACUUUCCCUGCCUGUCUGAUAUAAAUGACGCACAAAUAAACAACAAAGGGGAAAAACUGACAGUUUGUGGCUACGCGAGGCAGCUGAGAGUGCAACUUCUAGCAGGUGCAGGAAAGAGAAAGGGAAGUGAGUAAAGCCGUGCAGUUAGCUGUGGCACAGAAUCACCUGAGCAACGCCGAGCAUACUUAUUGUCAAAUAGGUUACAGUGAAUCCCUCAAUGCAACCGCUCCUCGUGUGGAAUAGAGACUCUGCAGCUUUUACAGUAGCAUGAACCAUUUUAAAAGUGUUUGUUAAUGUUUGUAAAGCUGUGCAUCGAGAAUUAGUUGAAAAGCCACCCCAUGAAGAUCUUUUAACCACCGUCGCUAUCUUAUGACCGUCACAAUAAUAGCCCACGCUGCAGCUUUAAUCCUCCCCUUUUUUUUUUUUUUUUUUUUUUUUUUUUGGGGGGUGUCUUAUCACCACGCGACACCCUGCCUCUUGAAUGUUGUAGUCUUCCUGUUGGUCCAAGGUGUGCCUCUCUUCCUGGGCACCACCUGAGGAGAUACUAUUGUAAAGCUUGCCAAAAUCCCUCUUUUCAUGAAAUGUUUUGAAUCUGUUGUCUCAUUUAGGAGUUCUUCUUAUUCAUAGGUUUGCAAAGGGACACACCCACACCCCUGGAGUGCAUGGGAGGAAGGGGGAACUAGAUGCUGUUGACCCCCCCCAGUCUACCCUUCGUUGAAUGCUAUCAGACCUGGGACUUUCAUGUGUCUUCGAUCCGUGUUGUUCGUAUGUUGCUUACUGGGCUGGGUUUAGGAGGACGCGGGCUCCCGGGGCAAAAGCCAGUCUGGUGACCCAAUCUACACAUAAUAACAAUAGAUAACUAGUCAGGUACACAUCAACUUCAAGGUUUUUGGGCUUUAUCAUUUCUUUUCCUGACAUUAUCUUCGUAUGUCCAAAUUUCUAAAAAAAAAUGUAUUGGCAGACUUUCAGGGGUGAGCUUAUUGGCCAAACAAGGAUUAUGACUUCUGUAAAUCGGGUCUAAAACAACAACCCACAGUAUGUAAAGCAACCAGCCUUUAAUUAGGAAAGCAAAAUGUUUUUUAAACCUUUCAAAGAAAAAAGAAAAAGGUCCCCAUGGGCUUCAGAGACAGGCUGUAUUCCCCAUAUCCACGUCUUUCAGUAUGCAGCGGGUGAACAUACCGUCUUCUUUCACGUCUCUAGCCCUUCAUUUAUUUCUCUUUACCUGCCAUAUACACACCAACUAUUCUUCAGGAUUGUUAACAACACUGCGCGCAGAAAGUGUUGGUGUGUGACGUCAGCUGCUUCUUCUCUUGUGUACAGGAUUUCCACCGGUUGUGUUGAGUUCAGCCCCCCCACCCCCCCGGGUUUUUGGACAAUACUGCACCUACGUCCGCUUUAAGUAUAACAAUUCUGCAGCGCAUCUACGGGCUUGUGCGCUGUCCACACAGACCUGCGCGACAACCCAACCCGCUAGUAUAACUUUGCCCUCAGAGACACAACAUGUCAGGCCUGUACGUUGGAAGGUGACUAAAAUACACCUAAAACAAGAAAGCAAGCAUACAGGGAGGAGUCAUUAGGUGUGACAAGCAUGGGGCUGAGGAUUACAUUAAAUGUGGGGCCACAUACGCUUAUUGGUUUUCCACAUGCGUAACCAUCAAAUUAAACAUCGCACAGUAAGUUGGGAUACAAUUUAGAAAAUACUGUGUUUACAAAUAUGCAUUCAUUCAAGGAAAGAAAAUGUUUAGGUGACCUCAAAACCAGGGGACCCCCUGAGCUUUCAUAGUAAGCAGUUUCUCAAGUCCAACCCGGUGCAAUGAUAUGUUUCUAUGCCGGUGGGUUGGAGGGAAGUGUCGUUGAUGUGUACUUAAUGUGUACUUAAUGUGCUGACAAUGUGCAAACAGCCCGUUUCAUGCGAACAACACCUACUUUGCGUGCCUAAGACACAUGAAAAGUCCUGGGUUUUUGCCCCCCCCCCCUCCGGCCUUCCAUAAUGCAAUGUUCCUUUCAAAUCUCAGUCAAUGCACUGCAACGCUUCCUUUUGCUUUCUAUAGCCACGUCCCCAUAAAGGACUAACUGCUUCUCCGCCAAGUUACUUUGCCUUGUAAAUGUUUCGUUAUCAUCGUCAUAAUUUGCCCAUUUGAAUGUUUUUCAUGCAGUGUAUUUUCCGUUUGUCCUCUGACGUGUGCGACAUUGGUCAAUAAAUGGUGUGAACUGAGA
Fundulus heteroclitus (mummichog) is the source of this 3893-nucleotide messenger RNA. RefSeq names its product maturin, neural progenitor differentiation regulator homolog (Xenopus) (gene mturn). The record is from RefSeq and is a predicted model, not a curated record. Lineage: Eukaryota; Metazoa; Chordata; Actinopteri; Cyprinodontiformes; Fundulidae. The transcript is spliced from 3 exons. The coding region runs from base 531 to 920 and encodes 129 amino acids. Gene Ontology annotation, biological process: regulation of signaling; positive regulation of megakaryocyte differentiation. Gene Ontology annotation, cellular component: cytoplasm.